Leptopilina boulardi is the source of this 841-nucleotide messenger RNA. RefSeq lists its product as uncharacterized. NCBI's taxonomy places the organism in Eukaryota, Metazoa, Arthropoda, Insecta, Hymenoptera, Figitidae. Bases 128 to 424 code for a protein of 98 amino acids. The record is from RefSeq and is a predicted model, not a curated record. The transcript is spliced from 2 exons.
GUGUGUCCACUAGAGGAGGAAUUUUGAAGGUCAACUCAAUGCACGGAAGUGUUUUCCUAUAUAAACUUGUGUUAAGACCCUUCGAGUAGAUCAGUCUGUAAAACUCCAGAUACACUAAACAAUCAACAUGUUCAAGUUUGUAGCUUUGUUGUGCCUCGCGGCUGUGGUUGUUGCCAAGCCAGGAGCCAUUUAUUCUCCCAUCAUUUCGGAUGUUGUGUCAGAAAAAGUGAUAGAAGCUCAUGGAAAUAGUGUGGUUCAUGCAGCAGCUCCAGCAUAUGGAGUCGCAGGAGUUGCAGUCUUGGGAGAAAAGACCAUUGAAGCUCAUGGAAAUUCCAUCGUACAUAGCGCGGCUCCAGUUCUACAUUCCCUUCCACUUACAUAUUCCUAUGGCCUCGCUUACAACCAACCCAUCUACUUACAUUAAAUAGAAAAAAAAGACCCGAUUUUUGUUUCCCUCCAAUAAGCCUGAUUACGUGUAAAAAAAAAAUACUACUAAAUUUUCGAUGAAAGAUUUUUCUCUUUUUUUUUUUUCUUUUUUUGAAAAUGGAACAUUGCUACAAACCCAAAAUCAAACUUGAAAUGUCGAUUGUUAAUGCGAGUCAAUGUUAGUAGUUUUCAGGAAAUAAUUUUUCAAAAAACUUGUAAUUAUCAAUGUAAAUGAAAAUUGUUAUUGAGAAUUUUGUUAAUUUCAAAUUGCUUGAAAUAAUUUUCAAUAUCAUUGUCAUUUGAUAACAGCUUUUUAAUUACUGAAUAGACUGACAAAAAUUGAGCGUCUGUAUGCGGAGAAACAGACUGUAUUGUUUCAAGACAUGUACCAAUAAAAAUUUCAUUUAAAAAAAAA